This is a messenger RNA of Maylandia zebra (zebra mbuna), 2717 nucleotides long. NCBI's taxonomy places the organism in Eukaryota, Metazoa, Chordata, Actinopteri, Cichliformes, Cichlidae. The record is from RefSeq and is a predicted model, not a curated record.
CUUCAAACACAAAAAAAGGAACAGAGACUUCAGGAUUCGACUCUCUGUCUAACUUUUCCAAAGACGAGCCUAUGCACUUCAGUAAUGAACCUGAAGUCUCAAACACAAAGGGUCAGCAGCCCAGAUGCAGCCCAGCGUCUCCAGGAUCAGAGUGUCUGUCUAUGAGGAGUGACGCUUCCAAAAAUCCCCCUAUAUCGUUUAAUAAUGAACCUGGACCCUCGGACACAAAAGAGAAGACAAAGAAUCCUGUUUCCCACUGUGGAGAAACAGCCAAGUUUGGACGACAUAUAGGUGGUCAGAGCAACACUGUGCAAACAGUUGCUGGUCUGCAGGAGCUUUUAGAUGAACAUAAGUUCAGUCUAAGGAAGAGAUGUGAAACUGUAACUGAAGGAUCUGAAGAAACAGGAAGAAGAACUCCCCUGAACAGAAUCUACAUAAACCUUUACAUCACAGAGGGACAGAGUGAAGACGUUAAUACUCAACAUGAAGUGAGGCAGCUGGAGAGAGGUUCCAAGAUGAAGACCCUCCAUGAAAUUCCAAUUAAGUGUCAUGACAUAUUUAAAGCCUUACCUGACAAAGUGAUCAAAGUGGUUCUGACCUACGGUGUUGCUGGCGUUGGAAAAACCUUCUCAGUGCAGAAGUUCACUCUGGACUGGGCAGAAGGUUUGGAAAACCAAGACAUCAGUGUGGUGAUUCUGCUUUCAUUCAGGGAGCUGAACCUGAUCAGAGAUGAGCAGUAUAGUCUCCUGGAGCUGCUCCAGGUUUUCCAUCCAACAUUACAGAAGGUCACAGCAGAGAAGCUCGCUGUCUGUAAACUUUUGUUUAUAUUUGAUGGUCUGGAUGAAAGCAGACUUUUACUGGAUUUCACUAAGAGGAGCGUCAUGUCUGAUGUCGCACAGAAGUCAACGGUCAAUGAUCUGCUGACAAACCUCAUUGAAGGCAAUCUGCUUCCUACGGCUCUCAUCUGGAUAACUUCCCGACCAGCAGCAGCCAAUCAGAUCCCCCCUACACUUGUUGACCGUGUCACCGAAGUGCGAGGUUUCACUGAUGCUCAGAAAGAGGAGUACUUUAAGAAGAGAUUCAGUAAUGAAGAGCUGUCCAGCAAAAUUAUUUCCCACAUCAAGUCAUCUAGGAGCCUCCACAUCAUGUGUGGAAUCCCAGUCUUCUCUUGGAUCACUGCUACAGUUCUGCAGCACAUGCUGACUGGAGGGCAGAGAGAAGAGCUGCCCAAGACCAUGACUGACAUGUACUCACACUUCCUGCUGGAUCAGACCAAGAGGAAGAUUCAGAAGUACCAUAAGGCUUCUACUCCUGAAGCUCUUCGGAAGCUUGGGAGGCUGGCAUUUGAACAUCUGGACAAAGGAGACAUCAUGUUCUACCAAGAAGACCUGGAGCAGUGUGGUCUGGAUGUCACAGAGGCUUCGGUGUACUCGGGACUUUGUACAGAGAUUUUCAAAAAAGAGUGUGUGAUCUUCCAGAAACCAGUCUACUGCUUUGUUCAUCUGAGCAUUCAGGAGUUUCUGGCUGCCGUUUACAUGUUCCACUGUUUCACCAGUAGACAGAGCAAGAUCCUGGAGGAUUUCCUAAUCCCUAAGUUUUCUAGGACGUCUAGGAAUUUUGGAAAUAAAACUGCCCAUGUGCUAUUUUUAGAUGACUUUCUGAGCAAAGUUAUGGAGAAAUCUCUCAAAAGUAAAAAUGGUCACCUGGACCUUUUUGUCCGCUUUCUUCAUGGCCUUUGUCUGACGUCCAACCAGAGACUUUUAAGAGACCUGCUAGGUCGGACAGAGAGUAAUCCAGAUAGCAUCCAGAAAGCCAUCAGCAACUUGAAGGAGAUAAACACCCAAAAAAUAUCCCCUGACAGAAGUCUCAACAUUUUCCACUGUCUGAUGGAGAUGAAUGACCUCUCAGUACAUCAGGAGGUCCAAGAGUUCCAGAAGUCAGGAAAGAGAUCACAGAGACUUUCUGUUAUCCACUGCUCAGCUCUGGCCUACAUUCUCCAAAUGUCAGAAGAGGUUCUGAAUGAACUGGACCUGGGUGAAUAUAACACCACACUGGAGGGCAAACAGAGACUCAUUCCAGCUGUGAGAAAUUGCAGAAAGGCUCAACUUUCUAGCUGUGAGCUCUCAGAAGCUCACUGUGAAGUUGUGGCCUCAGCUCUGAAGUCCAACCCCUCCCAUCUGACAGAGCUGAACCUGAGCUUUAACAAGCUGCAGGAUUCCGAAGUGAAGCUGCUCUCUGUCGGACUAAAGAAUCCAAAUUGCAGACUGGAGACUCUGAGACUGAAGGGUUGUAGGUUGUCAAAGGCCAGCUGUGCUUCUCUGGUCUCAGCUCUUAAGUCCAACCCCGUCUAUCUGAGAGAUUUGGACCUGAGUGCCAACACGCUGCAGGAUUCAGGAGUGAAGAACAUGUGUGGUUAUCUGGAGAGUCCAGGCUGCAGAUUGGAAGUGCUCAGAUUGAGGGGCUGCAGUGUGUCAGCGAUCAGCUGUACUUUUUUGGUCUCAGCUUUAAAGACCAACCACUCUCAUCUGAGGGAGCUCGAUCUGAGCCAAAACAACCUACGGGAUCCAGAUGUGAAGCAGCUGUUGGAUCUUAAGGAAAGUCCUGACUAUAGACUGGAGACUCUGAGGUUGGAGUGAUAAUCUGUGUAACAAUGAGAGCAAGCAGGACGACGAGUGGACGAGCUGUGAUGAUCCACUGAGGUUGGAGCAGCAGCAGGU